Messenger RNA from Oreochromis aureus, 789 nucleotides. RefSeq lists its product as uncharacterized. Gene Ontology annotation, biological process: immune response; cellular response to lipopolysaccharide; cell surface receptor signaling pathway. Lineage: Eukaryota; Metazoa; Chordata; Actinopteri; Cichliformes; Cichlidae. The record is from RefSeq and is a predicted model, not a curated record. The transcript is spliced from 3 exons. Gene Ontology annotation, cellular component: external side of plasma membrane. The coding region runs from base 71 to 676 and encodes 201 amino acids.
CCUGCUGCCCUUUAAAAUCAAAGAAGGCUUCACCCAGGAUGUCAAAGUGGAGUGGAAACACAAAAACAAGAUGGUCCAUGAGUAUCAGAUUGGUAAAGACCAGUGUCACUUAAAGGGCCAAGAUCAGAAACAGCGCACUGAGAUGAAGAAAGACCCACUGAACACUAAAGACCUCAGUCUGACCCUGAAAGACCUCCACCUCACUGACAGUGGAGUCUACACCUGCACCGUCUACAACAAGGAUGGACACAUGCUGCUACGGAAAUCAGUGACUCUCAGUGUCAGAGUUCUCCAGGUGGAGAUGGUGGAGGUGAGCCAGGGGCAGACGACUGUCCUGAUACCAUUUAUAGUCACCGAUGACCUUUCUCAGGACGUCAAAGUGGAGUGGAAACUCACUUGUCCUGAAGAAAAGAUGAUCCACUUGUAUGAUAGUAGCAAAAAACAGCAUCUGUCACAAGAUCCAGUUUAUAGAGGCCACACGGAGAUGAAUGAAGACCCACUGAACACUAAAGACCUCAGUCUGAAACUGAAAGACCUCCACCUCACUGACAGUGAUGUCUACACCUGCACUGUCUACAAGAAGUAUGGAAACAUCCUGUUACAGAAAGUAGUGACACUCAAAGUCAAAGGUGAAAAUGCCAAAACUCAACACACAGAGAAAUCCACAGGUCAGUGAUGGAACUCCUUCUUCUUCCUCCCUCCUCCUCUCUGUUCCUCUUCUUCAUCUGUUGUUAAAGUUGGUGUGAAAUGUUCAGUGUGGAGGUGACUGACAUGAUGUGAAUGUUACAG